This is a messenger RNA of Neogale vison (American mink), 1836 nucleotides long. Its product is annotated as regulatory solute carrier protein family 1 member 1-like. Lineage: Eukaryota; Metazoa; Chordata; Mammalia; Carnivora; Mustelidae. The record is from RefSeq and is a predicted model, not a curated record. The annotation marks the transcript as partial. The transcript has a single exon.
UUACCAGCUUCAGAUGGAUGUAAACAUCCAGCCCAUCCUUUAGGACAGAGUCCUGAGAUUGGUAAUCCUAUGAGUCUUGCUCACUCUGGCUCUGCUUCAGUCUGCCCUAUCAAGCCCAGUGACCCUGACAGCAUCGAACCUGAAGCUGUGAAGGCUUUGAAGGCUUCAGCUGAAUUCUAGAUAACCUCUGAAAAGAAAGAACAUCUUCCUCUCCAGGAUCUUCCUGAUAGUGCUUCUUCAGCAGACCACAGUCCAGUUCCGCCUUUGCAGAAUUCCUCCGAAGAAGCCAUUGUUACUGAUAACAUGGAGAAAUCUGCUGAAAGAAGCACCCAGGGCCCAAGAUCUCAUCUCCACACAAGACAGCAAGGUAGUGUACCUGUCACAACCACUAGGGUGCAAGAACAACCAGAGCUUCUAGGUGGGAAGGGUCGGCAUCCAGAUAAUCAGAACCUGCCUCAGGUGAGUGGCCUUCGGAGGCACAAGGAACCAGGGAAUGAACAGCACAGGGUUAGACAACCAAAUGCUCUAAAUGACCAAGAACAUCUCUGCAACAUAGAGGACUCUGAGCUUUUUGGAGAAAGGCAACAGAAUCAGCAAAGAAGUGUUGAUUUGGAAACGGCAGUGAAAGGAGACAGGCUACAACAGAAUGUGGACCUUUCGGGUACAGAAGAAAAUACUCAACCUUCAGGGUGCUUUGGCUGCUCGAAUUCAGAAACACUUAAGGAAGUAGAUACAGUUGAAGAAUCCCUCAUUGCUCUGUGUAAUUCCGCAUAUGGUCAGCAGGCAAGUGUCAGGGACAUUGGGGCAUCUUCUCUCAGCUUUGAUAAUCCCUUGAUGGAAGUGGAACCAUCAAAAUGUAACCCUUUGUCUGAAAUUUUGAGUAAUUCCAUUUGCACUCAGGAUUUACAGCUCCCAGACAGUAACAUUGAAAUGUCUGGAACAGGUAAAGAAGAUGGGGAUUGCUCCCCCUCCUUAAGUCUUUGUGGCAGUUGUCAGCCCUCUGUGGAGUCAGCAGAGGAAUCCUGCUCAUCUCUAACAGUAGCCUUGAAGGAACUCCAUGAACUUCUGGUCAUUAGUAAUAAACAAUCUUCAGAAAAUACAUCUGGGGAAGUUAUCUGUCAGUCUGAAAUGGUAACCAAGAGCCAAACAGUUAUUAAGGACCUUUCUGAAAUAUGGACCCAAAGUGAGCAUCUUACAGUUACCCAGAAUGAAGAGAGUUCACAAGUCAACUUUCAUCACACCAUAUCUGUAUCGGUGAGGGCAGAGAAGUUACCAGAUGCUUCAGAUGGUGCUGGAGUAGAUGCCAUUGAAAGUAGUACCAUUGGGGAUCCGGGCAAUGGCCUACUAAUGGAUAAGAAAAGUGACCCUGAGUCUAGGGAAUCCAGAAGGGAGAGCAGCUCUGCCACUCUGGCCUCCACUAAAACGUCUGAUCAGUCACACUGCACCUUAGGUGUGGACAUUCCCCCCAAACUCGUAGCAGGCGAGGAGGAUGCAGUCAGUCACACUUGUGAGCAAACGAAGUAUGAAACCAGUUUCAUAAUGGUUGAAGAUUUGGGUCAGGGCACACAGAAGCCAAUGCCAGACAGGCCAGAGACCAGAGAAGUUGUCUGUCCCAGAGCUGCAGAGUCAAGUCUUGAGUUUGAACCACCUCCUGGCCAGCCAUCAGCAAGUCCCUCCAUUCUUUCACCAUUAAUUUUUCCCGCCACAGACAUUGACCGCAUUCUCCGUGCCAGCUUCACUUUGCAGGAAGCUCUUGGGGCUUUGCAUCGAGUUGGUGCAAAUGCAGAUCUUGCACUUCUUGUUUUGCUAGCAAAGAACACUGUAGUUCCUACAUAA